Messenger RNA from Paramecium tetraurelia, 834 nucleotides. RefSeq lists its product as uncharacterized. The record is from RefSeq and is a predicted model, not a curated record. The transcript has a single exon. NCBI's taxonomy places the organism in Eukaryota, Ciliophora, Oligohymenophorea, Peniculida, Parameciidae.
AUGAAGUUUUCAUUCUUGAAACAUAAUUUAGCUGAGCUUAUCAGUAGUGCAGAACUGUUAGAUUCACCAAGCUCUAUAAUAAAGAAAUUCGGUCCAUACCUUAUGACCAGUUUAUUUAAUGGAAAGCUUUAAGAGAGUCAGGAAGUCAUAAAUUAUAUGGAAAAGAAUAUUGAUAAAAGUUCUUUCAUUCGAAACUUUACUUAUGACCCUCAUGCUAAAAAUUGGAGAACUAACUAUAGGAAAUCAAUUGAAAGUUUAGCUUGUUCGAUUAUAGUUGAUAAUCAAAAUAUCAUUGAUAAGCAUUACACAACAACAUUGAAGUAAGAAUAAAUUACUUUGCCAGAAGCACUGCCUUUAGCGUAUACUUUGGUUGUUUAAAAAGUAAAAAAGUGGAAUACCACGCAAGAAUAAGAGGCUUUGGAAAGAUUAACCUAUUUACUAAAUAAUUAAAAGCAGGAUCAAUAAAAAAUGAAUAUAAACCUUCUGUAUUAAAAGUAUUUCCUAUCUGACCUUGGAUAGUAUUACCCUGAUUUGUUAAGUUAUUCUUAAGGUAAGAUCUUCUGUACAGAACUGCCCUUGGAUUACUUUAUCGGGGAAUUGAAAACAGAGUACAAUGAUUUCUUUAUCGAAGAUAACAGUUUGGUUGAUUUGAAAAUAGGUGAUUAAGUUUAUGUUUUUAUGUACCCUGAAGAAUUCGAGAACACAACUAUUAAAGCUUUUUUGUUAAAAUUUGUGAGAAUCAAGAGAUUGCAGGAGUUGUACUCUAAUGUUCAUGUUGUUUGGUGUUAUAAAGGGAUGAAAAAGAAGGAGUUACUAGACGCUAUUGGUAUCUGA